Molecule: messenger RNA, 1188 nt
Organism: Lachnellula hyalina
Lineage: Eukaryota; Fungi; Ascomycota; Leotiomycetes; Helotiales; Lachnaceae
Exons: 2
Coding region: 1-1188 (395 amino acids)
Source: RefSeq, a predicted model, not a curated record
AUGGCUCCGGACCUCAAUUCUGUUCCUCCAUCUCCAAGACCCCUUUCUUCCCCACGUCUCACCUCCACCAGCGCAUCGAGAAGAGCUUCUCAACAAUUGGCUCCUCCAGCUAUUGCUCCGAGUUCUCUUAAUAUCCUCCCUUCGAAUCAAAAUGCCGUCAACCAUACAUCUCCUCCCUCGGCCUCGCCGAAUAUGCCAACAACUGGCGGAUCAGCAGGAGGAAUCGCUGCCGACAACACAGGCGUAGGAAUAGGACCUGGGCCAUUAAGACACCCUCGUCCUUUGACUGCCGCAGAUUUGCAUCUGCAGCUAGAAAAGGAGCAGGAGGCAGUCGUUAAUCGACUAACCCGCGAACUUACUACGCUUCGAGCAGCCCAAAAUGCCUCCGUCGUCUCCAACGCCUCUUCCACUUCGACCGGCCUCCCAGAUUCCGCAGAUCACAACGCAAACCAUCUCCUCUCCGGCCCAAGCCAUCCCACACCCUCACAGCGCCGACACCACCGUUCCUCCUCUAGUACAAGUACACGCAGCAUUACGACAGGUACAGCUACCAGCGUCAGUACCGUCGGUGGCAUAGCAGGUAGUCUCCAAUCCUCAACCGCAGACCGAACCCGGGGCAACAUUCCCCGCCACGACUCAAUCCCUCAAUCGCAAUCCCUCUCUCGCCAAAACUCCAUGACUGGUUCUCGACGCAGCGGUGCUUCCAGUCCCGCCCCCAUAAACUCUGCACAAUCAAGCUACCAAAACCCCGAUCAUUUCUCCUACUUCUACGGACAGCGGCCCAGCUUGCCCCAAUACCGCGAACCGUCUUCGGGGAAUCUAGCAGGGUUAGUAGGCAAUCCUGCAGGUGGAGAAGGACAUGGAUACGGACAUAGACAUCGUUCAGAUUCUGUCACGAGUGUUCAGACAACAGGACGAUACGAGGAGACGGCUUACCACCGACAUGAGCUCGAUGCCGUCAAGCGCGAAAACGAGGCUUUGAAGCGACGAAUCCGGGACUUAGAACGUACACUUAGGGCGAGAAGACCUAGUGAUGCCAGUAGGACGAGAAGUGAAAGCGUAUCUACUACGGCGAGCGUUAGGGAUAGGGAGGUCAGUGGGGUAGGGAGGGGAAGAGAGCGAGAGAAGGAGGGCGAGGAAGAUGUUAGGGUUGGGGAGAGUGCAAGGAGUGCCGGCGUUUUGAGAUGA